This is a messenger RNA of Micropterus salmoides (largemouth bass), 1724 nucleotides long. It is a transcript of the gene galnt11, whose product is annotated as UDP-N-acetyl-alpha-D-galactosamine:polypeptide N-acetylgalactosaminyltransferase 11 (GalNAc-T11). Gene Ontology annotation, molecular function: Notch binding. Gene Ontology annotation, biological process: regulation of Notch signaling pathway. Gene Ontology annotation, cellular component: Golgi apparatus. The record is from RefSeq and is a predicted model, not a curated record. Lineage: Eukaryota; Metazoa; Chordata; Actinopteri; Centrarchiformes; Centrarchidae.
CAGUUCAUUCCGAGGCUGCGGUGUCGGUGUUGUUUCUGGAUGUGAGUCAGACCCGGUAAAGCUCCGGUAUCCCCACAUUCCUCCCCCCGAGAUCAGCUAACGGUCGCUAAGCUAGCGAGUUCCAUUUUCGGACACGGUUUUAGCCAGCCUCCGGUUUCCUAACCUGGGAACUGAAACUUAAACCACAGAUGGGCAGAGUUCCGCUGCUCAUCAGUGAUCUAGCGGAUUCAGGGAAGCUACACAUGAUUAUCUUCUUUAACUCGGCAGACAUCUCACUGACUGGAAUCCAUUAAAAUAUGAAGAUAAUAAGUGUGAUGUGAGGCGAUGCUCGCUCGGCCACCAUGGCCAGUGUCACGCUGAGGUACUUCUGUUAUGGCUGCCUCGUCACCUCGGCCACCUGGUCCGUCCUCCUCUUCCUCUACUUCUCUCUGGGGGCGGAGCCCGGACGCGGCAGGAUGCCCCUGCAGCACCGCAGCCAGCCAAUCACCAAGGGCCUGGCCGACCGGAGGGCGGGGCGCCGGCCUCUACCGGCCAAUAAGGGAGGAGAGCUGUCGCCUGAGAUGGGGAUGAUCUUUAACGAAGCAGACCAGGAGCUGAGGGACAGCGGGUACCAUCGACACGCCUUCAACGUCCUGAUCUCCACCAGACUGGGAUCCCACAGGGACCUGCCCGACACCAGAGACUCCCGGUGUCGGGAUAAGGUGUAUCCUCUGACUUUACCUUCUGCCAGCGUGGUAAUCUGUUUCUUCAACGAGGCGUUCUCCGCCCUGCUGAGAACCGUCCACAGCGUGCUGGACCGUACGCCGGCCCACCUGCUGCACGAGAUCAUCCUGGUAGAUGACCACAGUGAGCUCGAGGAGCUGAAGGACGACUUGGACCGGUACGUUAAAGGGGAGCUGCAGGGGAAAGUCAAACUGGUGAGGAACCAGAGGAGGGAAGGACUCAUCAGAGGACGCAUGAUAGGAGCCUCACAUGCUACUGGUGAGGUGCUGGUCUUCCUGGACAGUCACUGCGAGGUGAACCAGGCGUGGCUGCAGCCUCUGCUGGCUCCCAUCCAGAGGGACCGCCGCACCGUCGUCUGCCCCGUCAUCGACAUCAUCUCCGCCGACACUCUGUCCUACUCGCCCUCGCCCAUCGUCAGGGGCGGCUUCAACUGGGGGCUGCACUUCAAGUGGGAUCCAGUCCCCCCCUCCGAACUCAACGGGCCCGAGGGAACCACCGGACCAAUCAGGUCCCCCACCAUGGCAGGCGGUCUCUUCGCUAUGAACAGGAAGUAUUUUAAUGAGCUGGGCCAAUACGACGCCGGCAUGGACAUAUGGGGCGGGGAAAACCUGGAGAUCUCCUUCAGGAUCUGGAUGUGUGGCGGUCAGCUGUUCAUCAUCCCCUGCUCCAGGGUCGGACACAUCUUCAGGAAGAGGCGGCCCUACGGCUCGCCGGGGGGGCAGGACACCAUGGCCCACAAUUCCUUGCGGCUAGCUCACGUAUGGAUGGACGAGUACAAGGAGCAGUAUCUGUCUCUGCGUCCGGAGCUUCGUGAACGCAGCUACGGCGACAUCAGCGAGCGCGUGGCGUUGAGGAAGCGGCUGCAGUGUCAGUCGUUUCGCUGGUACCUGGACACGGUGUACCCGGAGAUGCAGACCGCCGCCAACGGCCACAAGCAGCAGCAGCAGCCGCUGUUCGUCAACAAGGGCCUGAGGCGGCCCAAAGUCCUGCAGAGAGGACGG